AAGGACGAUAGGACAAUAUAUUCGUUGAUCGUUGAUCGUUGAUCGUUGAUCCGGUUGAUCGUAAGAUUCAUAAGUCGCGCGCGACCGACAACUAGAAACUCGCCGUAAAGAACAAGGGUAAACAGGGUAAAGUUUGUGUCCGCACGUUCAUCACGGUACGGGUCUACGAGUCGUUAACGAAAGUUAAUUAUAUGUAUAUUUGGCAGCCGUCGCGGUUCGAUAGAAGCAAAAAAAACAGCGAAUAAUACUUAUUUUAUGAAUUAACAGACAAUUAUAAUGAGAACAAUUAGAACUCGGAUGCCAGAAUUGGUGGUUACUUCUAUAGCACGUGCGACUGAGUUGUAUACAGUUAAUAUACUGCGUUGGAACAAGGUCUACGAGAAAAUCAAACAAAUAAUGAUAAAACAUUGAACGAUUUGACUAAUUUAACUUUCGAUGUUGAAAAAAUGGAAGCUAUAAGGUCUGUGUAUAUUGGCAAACGAACUUCAAAUCGAAAUAUAUCUAAAUUUAGGUUCGAAAACUGUGAUAACACUAAAAUUUCAGAUAUGAUUCAAGUUAAGCAAAAAACAAUAAUUGAAAGUAAUUUAAGAAUGGCUACACGUAUUCAUCGUAAUUCAAAGAUGUAUUCUAAUCAUAGUACUUGUUCGUCUACCGAAGUAUUAAAGAAACAUCAGAACGAAGAUUGCACUAUAUUAAAUGUAACGCAAUGCCAAAGAAACUUAUACGAUAUUGUUAAAAAACAUCCGAGAAAAAAGUUUCUAGAAUUACAAAAUAACGAGAACGUUACACAGACUAUUUCACAAUCAAAUUUUCAAAAUUUGGUCGAUUCAAAAUUUCAAGACGAUUGUAAUAUUUUGAUGAACUUUGAAAAGGACGGUGUAUGCGGAAUUAGUAAACCUGUUAUAAAAAAGUCAAGAAAUAAUACUAACAGAAUACUACAAAAUAGUACUAACAGAAUACUAAGAAAAAGAAAGAUUAUACGAUCGGAUCAUAGCAUUAGAACAGUGAGAAAAACAUAUUUUAAGAAAACUGUAAGAAAAAGGAAGUUGAAAAAUUUGUCCCAUAGCGUAGUACAAACAAGGAAAAAUGAUGACGAAAUAAAUAGAGGCCUAAUAACAUCCAGAAAUUUUAUAGAUUGUAAAAAAUUGAUAAUACCUUUAGUUAGAAUAGAAGAUCAUGCAUUACACGAUAGAUUACUGCUUACAAAAACUUGUAAUCGUAUUGAAAAUGAAAGAGAAUAUCAGGAAGUAAAAAGGCCACAUUAUCAUUUAAGAAAGGACACUAUGCGAUUGCGAAGUUCCGUAAGCAAACGGUACAGAAGAAUCGACAUAAAAGAGAAUAAAAAACUGAAUAUAGAGAACGAAAAUUUGAAAAAAUUUAAAGACCAAAAGACACAUUCGAGCCAUGUAUUUGAAAAAGAAAUAAAGAAUACACGUCUAACCGAAGAGGAGGUUAAUACAAAUUUGAAAGCUGUCGAGUUUGCUUCGACGAGUCAAUUGAUUAAACAAAAAUUGAAAAGAAAUAAAACAGAAAAAAAAUCGUUUGAACGUGAGAUUUUGAAUUUGCCUAAGAUAAAUUCUAUAACCGAAUCGAUGUGUUCUCAAGUAAAUGACAUCGAACAUACGAUGAAUAUGUCUCUGGACGAAGCAAAUGAUUUUUCGAUUUCGAUUUCAGACCAACAAAAUAAUGGUCCGCUCGGUUCAGACGAUGAAUCAGAAUUUAUAGAGAAACGCAUAAAUUCUAAUGAAAAUUACAUAGAAGAGAUUGAUAGAGAAGUUAAUAGUAUGGAACUGAAAGGAAACAUUUUAAAAUUCUUUCUAAGACAUAAAUCAAAUAUAGUAAAGAAUGGGAGAAAAAGGAACUCGAAAGCUAACGAUUCAAAAACUUUUCAAAAUAACGACACGAGAAAAAGUGUUGCAAUGUGUAUUAAAUGUAAGCAAGUUUUCAAUCUUUUGCAACAAUUUUCAGAUAAAAUAAAUUUUCUAAAAGAUGAAAAAUUGUGCAUCGAAUGUACACUUUGUAACGUAGAAAUUAAUUUGCUGUCUGAUUUUCAACAACACGUUAUGGAUAUACAUUUUCCAUGUGAAAGAAAUUCACAAACUACGAAAAACUCAUUUGCAGUUGAAAUUGUUAAUCUUGACGAACAAUUGAAUAGUAGUUGUAAUAAUAAUAACGACAGCUGUAGCAGUAACGUAAGUAAUGAUCAACGUAUUUUCGAAUGUUGUUGUUGUUCGAAAGUAUAUAAACGUAUGAAAUGGUUUAAGAAACAUAUUGAAAACGUGCAUCCCAAUUUGGAUAAAUCGAAAUGGAAUUCCGCGACUAACACAGAAAACUAUCAAGGGAAAGAAUUCAUUGAAAGUUCCGAAAUGUAUAGGAAACAUAAAACUGAACAAGUAGUCGAUAAAACGUAUACUUUAAAUAAAAAUCCCAUCGCUGACAUUACAAAUAAUUUAACUGAGAUUUCUAAUCAACAAGAAACAAAUGUUAUAAAAACACAUAAUCGCGUACAUGAAUAUUGCUAUAAUACGGAAGAAAUAAAUUUACAGAAUAAUAAUAGUUCAAUGGUAAGGGUGGGUGUGAAAAGAAAGAUGAGCGAGAUGAAGCAUUCGAAUAUUACUAAAAUUACCAGAACCUCUAAAUUGGAAAACGAGAUAAAAAAUUUAAAUAACGAAGAAAUAAAUUCAGACUUUAGCAAUCUUGAAAAUAUUUCACUGAUCGCUACUUCCGAAUUUACAAAUUUGACCAAUAUUCAAAUAAACAAAAAGGAUACACGAUCAAAACCGGUUCAUGGAACUUCUCCAUAUGCCUGUAAUAUUUGUUCGAAAAGUUAUAAGAAAAAACGCGCAUUUUUAACGCACAUGACGGAACAUAAAACAAGUAUGAAUACCAAUACUGGCGAGAGCGAAGAAGAAAAGAUGGAGAACAUUUUCGAAGAUAGUAAUACGAUUAAGCUUAAAGACGACAUACUUUUACCAAAUAUAACAAAUUUAAAUAUUAAUACUGGUGCGAACGAAGAAGAAAAGGUAGAAGAAAUUGUGAAAGCUAGUAAUAUAAUUAAGCUUAAAGACAACACACUUUUAUCAAAUAUAUAUGCAAGAGAUUCGCAAGAUUAUUUUAACAGUUACAACAGAGACUGUAAUGUAUUAAAUUCUAUUGCUAAAGUAAUUAACGAAAAUGCCGAACACGCGAUCGAAGAAGAAAAUAUUAUGCUUGAAACGGGUAGUGUAUUUAAUUAUAAUUACAUAUUAUACGUUAACUUUACACAGAAAGUAAGACAAGGUAUAAAAAAACAAAAAUUGAUUAAAUUUCACAUAAAUAUAGCAAAGAAAUAUAAAAUGGAUAACACUGGACAAGAAAUAAUAGGUAACGAGAUCGAAGAUAAAUUUAUACUAAAUUGUGCAACGAACACUAAUUUUACGUUCAAUAGAUACAAAGGCGACGUUAUAAUCCAUCUGCCAAAAAAGAUAUACUGCAAUAUAUGCGAUAGGAAAUUUAAUUCUGAAAGAAUACUAAAGGAGCAUAUGUUUUUCUUACAUGAUUCCGUUUUUAAAGGUCGCGAGUUAUCAAAUUUAUUUACGCCAUACUUUAAUGAAUAUUACAAAGAGGAAAAUGUGUCCAUAGAAGAUAUUAAUUUGUACAGGACGAAAUAUAAUAUUUCGUAUAAUAGAUUAUGUGAAAUGGUUAGCAAAUGCGAUCUAAAUAAAAAGCAUAGAAAGUGGCGUUGUAAUCCUUGCAAAGAAAAUUUUGCGCUGAUCAGGAACUACCUGCGUCACAAAUAUUAUUGUCAUAAUGACAAAUCUGUAGUGCAUAUUUGCGAUAAUUGCAACAAAGUUCUUACUUCCGUGGCAAUGGUGAAUAUUCAUAUGUGUAUCAAUGUUACCUCUUGGAAUUGUAACAGAUGUAAUCUGAAAUUCAUCAAUAGCGUAUCCUUAACACAGCACAAUAUAAAUUAUCAUUUAGAGAGCGUAGGUCCACAUAUAUGUGAUUUGUGCAAAUUAAGUUUUCUUACAAGAUACAUGCUGGACAAACACAAACGUAUACAUUCGAUAACCGGUAAUUACGGCAAUGCGAACAAUUCCGUAGAUUAUUUAUCUACAGGCACAUCGGUAGAACGUAAUUUACUUUGUAGUGUAACCGAUACAACAAGCACUUCCGGCACUGUUGUAAUCCCCAAAGAAAAAACUUCAAUGUUUAAUGAAAAAAUUAUUACAUUCUUGAACGAAAGUAUAAAAAAUUUAAAUGUAUUAAAUGAAGCAGUUGACUCGUCCUUGGAAACAGAGAUUGAUUUUACUGGUGUAUCUUUAGUAUGCAAUGAUGAUAAUAUGUUGAAAUGUAAAUUUUGUAACGUGGCAUGUAUUACAAAUGUACAAAUGAAAUUUCACUUGGAAAACUUGCAUAGUAUUAAAGUAGAGGUAUGCAGACUUUGUAAUGGUCUAUGUACUAUGGAUGAAUUAACAAAACAUUUAAUAUAUCGUCAUAUAGUAUUUGACGAGUUGGAUUUAAAAUUAAUUAAUGGACAAAAAUUGGAAGAUUCACAGAACAGUACAGUGGGAUUUCUUGGACUGAAACGCUUAAUAUCUCUUUAUGAAUAUCAACGGUUCGAUGGUAUUACAGAAAAUAAAUGUUUUAAUUGUGUAACAUGUUCAAAGGAAUUCACUAACGUCGAGCUUUAUAAAAUUCAUCAUUUGAAAUGUCACGAUAAAAUAUGUUUAUUGUGUAAUAUAGAAUUUAAAUACAGUUUUCAAGCACUAGAGCAUAAAAUUAAGAUUCACAUAUCAUUUGAGAUAUAUCUUUGGGUAGUAAAAAAAAUAAUUUCAUCUAUUCUGCAAUCUAACAAAUAUGGAAACACUCUGGAAGAUGUCAUAUUACAAUAUAGCGAAAGAAAAAUACACGAUAACGAAAAAAAUUUUACAAAUUAAAUACCGACCAGAUAUUAAUUACAGCACAGUCCUCCUUCUCUUAUACAGACAAUUAAUCUUCAAAAUAAGUGAAAAUGUAUAAAUACGAUAUAUUGGAGAGAGAAUGGUGUAGAUCAGUCUUGAGUUAAACAUGUUAUUCCCAUUCUCUGGAGACUGACAGUAUUAAAUUUCAAAUAUAAUACUUAAUAAUUCAUAUAAUAUUAAAAACUAUGUUUACAGACUUUAUGGAACAUUCUGUUUAUUCAUAGUUGCAUUUUCUUUAUUUAUUUCCGCGUUUCUAAUUCUAUUUGCAAAGCACACCACCACCACCACCACCACUACCGUGUAUCAUCGUUCCCCUAAUUAUUUGAUCAAAUUUUUGUUAGAUGUAUCUAUCAUCAUUGUAAAUUAAAGUGACCUUAACGAACAAAAUGAACAAACGUACCGAAAACAUUGAAAAUUUAAAUAAUUUGUAUAAAUCACGGGAUGGAAAUUUUCGGGAAACUGUGUAGUAGAGUGAAGUAAAA
Colletes gigas is the source of this 5425-nucleotide messenger RNA. RefSeq lists its product as uncharacterized. The record is from RefSeq and is a predicted model, not a curated record. Gene Ontology annotation, cellular component: chromosome. The transcript has 2 exons. Lineage: Eukaryota; Metazoa; Arthropoda; Insecta; Hymenoptera; Colletidae. Gene Ontology annotation, molecular function: chromatin insulator sequence binding. The coding region runs from base 447 to 4919 and encodes 1490 amino acids. Gene Ontology annotation, biological process: regulation of transcription by RNA polymerase II.